This is a messenger RNA of Monascus purpureus, 999 nucleotides long. The record is from the annotation of a GenBank genome assembly. Lineage: Eukaryota; Fungi; Ascomycota; Eurotiomycetes; Eurotiales; Aspergillaceae.
AUGCCGGCCACAACCUCUCCGAAGCAGACCUCCAAGAGGCCCAUCGUCCGCGGCGACCUGAUGCCCGUCAAGAUCAUAGUCGUCGGCGCCGGCCACGUCGGAGCCACGACAGCCUACGCCUUGCUGCUCAGCGGCCUCGCAGCGGAGAUCGUCCUCAUCGACAUCGACAAGAAAAAAGCCGAAGGCGAAGUCAUGGACCUGAAUCACGCCGUGCCCCUCUCUCACCAGACCCGGAUCAGACUGGGCGACUAUCCGGACUGCAGCGAAGCAGCCAUAAUCAUCUUCACUGCAGGCCACAACCAGAAACCCGGCCAGACGCGCAUGGACCUGGCCCGCGUCAAUGCGGACAUCGUUCGGCAGACCGUCCCGCAAUUGGUGAAAUACGCCCCGGACACCAUCGUCCUCAUGGCCGCGAACCCGGUCGAUGUCCUGACCUACGUCGCGUACAAGGUAUCGAGUCUUCCUCGGUCACAGGUCAUCGGCUCCGGAACCGUGCUUGACACGGCCCGUCUGCGGUACGCGCUGGGGAAGAAGUUGGGCAUCGACCCGGCAAACAUCCACGCGGACAUCAUCGGUGAGCACGGCGAUACCGAACUCCCCGUGUGGUCGCAUUCGAAUAUUUCCGGUGUCGGCCUGGCCGAGUACUGUCUCCAGGCAGGAUCGUACGUGGAUCUCGCACAGCUGAGGGAGGAUUGCUUUGACGAGACCCGGCGUGCGGCCUACAACAUCAUCAAGAUGAAGGGGGUGACGGACUACGGGAUUGCGUCGGGUUUGGUGCAGAUCGUCGAGGCUAUUCUCAGAGAUGAGAACACCCUUCUGACUGUGUCUACUGUGGGCUCAUACGGUGGCGUGGACGACGUGGCAUUGAGUAUUCCGAUGAAAGUCAACCGGAGCGGAGCGCAUCCAGCGCUGAAGCUCUUGUUGAGUGAAGAGGAGGACCGGGAACUGGCCCAGUCAGCUAAUACGCUCAAGACCAGCAUUCAAUCGCUCAGCGCGUAG